Cordyceps fumosorosea ARSEF 2679 is the source of this 1680-nucleotide messenger RNA. Its product is annotated as calnexin precursor. Gene Ontology annotation, molecular function: calcium ion binding. Gene Ontology annotation, biological process: protein folding. Gene Ontology annotation, cellular component: endoplasmic reticulum membrane; endoplasmic reticulum. Lineage: Eukaryota; Fungi; Ascomycota; Sordariomycetes; Hypocreales; Cordycipitaceae. The transcript is spliced from 4 exons. The coding region runs from base 1 to 1680 and encodes 559 amino acids. The record is from RefSeq and is a predicted model, not a curated record.
AUGAAGUUCAACGCUGCCGCUGCCGCCACGGCGGCCGCCAUGUUCGCUGGCAUCGCCCAUGCUGAAGACGCCGAGGCUUCCCCUGUUGCCGUCGAGCUCCCCACUUUCACUCCCACCACCAUCAAGGCCGACUUUCUCGAGCAGUUCACCGAUGACUGGGAGAAGCGCUGGAAGCCCUCCACCGCCAAGAAGGACAUGAAGGGCGCCGAUAAGGACAAGGAGGAGGAGGAAUGGGCCUACGUCGGCCAGUGGGCUGUUGAGGAGCCUACCGUCUACAAGGGCGCCGAGGGCGACAAAGGUCUUGUUCUCAAGAACCCCGCCGCUCACCACGCCAUCUCGGCCAAGUUCCCCAAGAAGAUUGACAACAAGGGCAAGACCCUCGUCGUCCAGUACGAGGUCAAGCUUCAGAAUGGCCUCGAGUGUGGUGGCGCCUACAUGAAGCUCCUCCGCGAUAACAAGGCGCUUCACCAGGAGGAGUUCAGCAACGCUACCCCCUACGUCAUCAUGUUUGGUCCCGACAAGUGUGGCCACACCAACAAGGUGCACUUUAUCUUCAACCACAAGAACCCCAAGACUGGCGAGUACGAGGAGAAGCACUUGAUCUCGCCUCCCUCGGCCAGAAUUGUCAAGACAACUGAGCUCUACACUCUGAUUGUCAACCCCGACAACACCUACGCCAUUCGACAGAACGGCGAGGAGGUCAAGUCUGGUUCCCUCCUCGAGGACUUCUCCCCCUCCGUCAACCCCCCGGCCGAGAUUGAUGAUGAGAAGGACACCAAGCCUGAGGACUGGGUUGACCAGGCUCGCAUCCCUGACCCUGAGGCUAAGAAGCCCGAGGAUUGGGAUGAGGAGGCUCCUUUCGAGAUUGUCGACGAGGAAGCCACCAAGCCCGAGGAUUGGCUCGACGACGAGCCCCUCACCGUCGCUGACCCCGAGGCCCAGAAGCCGGAGGAUUGGGAGGAUGAGGAAGAUGGUGACUGGAUCGCCCCUACCGUCCCCAACCCCAAGUGUGCUGAUGUCUCUGGCUGUGGCCCCUGGGAGAAGCCCAUGAAGAAGAACCCCGACUACAAGGGCAAGUGGACCGCUCCCUACGUUGACAACCCCGCCUACAAGGGACCUUGGGCUCCUCGCAAGAUCAAGAACCCUGCCUACUUCGAGGACAAGACCCCUGCCAACUUUGAGCCUAUGGGCGCCAUUGGUUUCGAGAUUUGGACCAUGCAGAGCGACAUCAUGUUCAACAACAUUUACAUUGGUCACUCCAUCGCCGACGCUGAGAAGCUUGGGAAUGAGACGUUUGUGCCUAAGCACGCCGCGGAGAAGGCCCUGGAGGAGGCUGACAAGCCCAAGGCUGAGGAGCCCAAGUCGCCGUCUGACCUCAAGUUCCUCGACGACCCUGUUGUCUUUGUGCGCGAGAAGGUUAGCCUUUUCCUCGCCAUUGCUCAGAAGGACCCCAUUGAGGCUAUCCGAUUCGUCCCCGAGGUUGCUGCUGGCAUUGGUGCCAUUAUUGUCUCGCUGAUUGCCGUCACUCUUGGUAUUCUUCGUCUGGGUAAGGCCCCCGCUCCCGCUCAGGGCAAGAAGGCCGAGAAGAGCAAGAAGGAGGAGGGCUCCAAGGCCACGACGACUGGUGCCGAGAAGGCAAAGGGUGAAGCUACUAAGCGUAACACCCGCAGCCAGAACUGA